AUGGCGCACAAGUCGACUCAAAGCGUUCGCGUGGGUAUCAUCGGCGGUGGCGCCGCUGGCAUCAUCGCAGCCAAGAGCUUGAGGGGGGUUGGCCACAACGUCGUGGUGUUCGAGAAGAGUUCCCACCUGGGAGGCAUCUGGAAGUACGACGACGCUGCCGAUGCGCCGUCCUCAGUGCUGUACAAGUCACUUCACACGAACCUGCCGACGUCUAUCAUGCAGCUGAAGGACUUCCCCUUCCGAGCCGGUCUCCCGAGCUACCCGUCGCACGCCGACGUCUUGGAAUAUCUCCAGAACUACGCAAAUCACUUUGGUGUUGAUGAAUUUGUCCGCACAGACACGAAGGUGGCGAGUGUAUCGAAGGUGGGGGAACUCUGGAAGGUCAGCGUGGAGUCGAAAGAGAAGGGGGCGUAUGACGAGGAGUUCGACCGCCUUGUGGUGGCUAACGGUCACUUCAACAAGGCGUGGCAGGCCCCUAUCAAGGGUAUCGAAAACUUCCCGGGUGCUGUAUCGCACGCACGGUCCUACCGCACUCCGGAGCCGUACCAGAACAAGCGCGUGCUCGUCAUUGGUCGCGGACCAUCGGGCCAGGACAUCUCGCUCGAGCUUGCCGAGAGCGGAGUGAAACAAGUGUACGUUGCUGCUCUUGACUACGAUCCGAGCGUAGUGGACAAGAAGGACAAGCGCAUUCUCAAGCCUGCGGUCGAUCACAUCGCUGAGGGUGGCACGGUCGUGUUCACGGAUGGCUCUUCGAUCGCUGCACCCGACGAGAUCAUGCAUUGUACGGGUUAUCUCUACACUAUGAACGACUUCUUCCCGGCAGAACUUCUGUUCCCGGAGACUGGGGUGGUCCCGAACAGCGUUGAUGACGAGGUCGCAAGGGACUUGGGAGGAGCCGUCUCGGCUGGAACUGCAGUGGCUCCCGUGUAUAAGCACCUGUUCUCCAUUGAAGACCCCACUGCUGUGUUCAUCGGUCUGCCGUUCUCCAACCUGCCGUUCCUGUGCUUUGAGCUCCAGUCCAAGUGGGUUGCUCGAGUGUUUGCUGGCUCAGCGCCGCUCCCGUCAAAGGAGAAAAUGUACGAGGACUUUUACGAGACUCUCCGCAAGAUCGAAGGCCCGGCCCGCAAGCUGCACUCGUUGAGUGGCCUGCAGAAGGACUACUUCACGGAACUUGGCGCUCGUUCCGGUACCGUUGUGGACGAGAGCAUUCACGAAAUGUAUGAAGACGCCGCCUACCUGCGUGUCAAUUUCCCGCACGAUUUCCGCUCGGCUGACUUCAGCCUGGAUCCGGCAAGCGGGAAGUGGGUCCGUCGGCACAGCGACCUUGUAAAGUCUUUCAGCUAG
Messenger RNA from Phytophthora sojae, 1344 nucleotides. RefSeq lists its product as hypothetical. Lineage: Eukaryota; Oomycota; Peronosporomycetes; Peronosporales; Peronosporaceae. Bases 1 to 1344 code for a protein of 447 amino acids. The transcript is spliced from 4 exons. The record is from RefSeq and is a predicted model, not a curated record. Gene Ontology annotation, molecular function: flavin adenine dinucleotide binding; NADP binding; N,N-dimethylaniline monooxygenase activity.